AUCCAUCAGAUUAUGUCAUAAAUUUGACAAUUUCAAAUUAAAUGCUAAUUCACAUUUUUGAGGGUUUUAUUUUCGAUUUAUCCGAAAUUUCGCAGAUGGAGAACUUGAAAGCCGAUUUCGAUUAUGAGGAAAUAUUUAGUUGGGUAGAUAGCCAUAACAUAACAAGACAAAAGAGAAAUGUUCAUCGAGAUUUUUCCGAUGCAGUGCCCUUGGCGGAAAUUUUAAAACAGCAUUACCCAAAAUUGGUAGAUCUGCACAAUUACACGCCAACGAACAGCUACACCGGCAAGGUAACGAAUUGGGAGACCCUGAACAGGAAAGUUUUGAGCAAAAUCCGCAUGCCUUUAUCGAAAGAAAAAAUGCAAAACCUUGCCAAGUCCAAACAGGGCGUAAUUGAGAACGUUUUGCACGAGAUAAAACUAAAGAUCGAAUCUAAAGCUGCCGGGGAUCAGAAAGGGGAGGGUUAUUAUGAUAACUCUGGAUCAGAAGGUGAGAUAAAAAAAGACAGUGCGAAACGAAAACCAGGAUUCAAAACAAUUCCAAUUCCAGAAUAUGAAAAAUUAGAGAAAGAUUUGCAAGAAAAAGAAGAUACUAUUCAAACGCUCCAGCAGAAGCUUGAGCAUCUGGAGAGCUUGGUGAAGAUAAAAGAUGAAAGAAUAAACGAUCUGACAAGACAAUUGGAGAGUUACUCGAACGAGGACAUGGCAUGUUCAUCUCCAAGAACAAGAUUUUUCACGAGAAUGUUCUGAGUAAAUUAUUCUAAUAAAUUCGAGAGUAUAUUCCAUUAA
Messenger RNA from Coccinella septempunctata (seven-spotted ladybird), 788 nucleotides. RefSeq names its product sperm flagellar protein 1-like. Gene Ontology annotation, biological process: regulation of cytoskeleton organization. The record is from RefSeq and is a predicted model, not a curated record. The coding region runs from base 42 to 749 and encodes 235 amino acids. The transcript is spliced from 4 exons. Gene Ontology annotation, molecular function: microtubule binding. NCBI's taxonomy places the organism in Eukaryota, Metazoa, Arthropoda, Insecta, Coleoptera, Coccinellidae. Gene Ontology annotation, cellular component: axoneme.